Messenger RNA from Stylonychia lemnae, 768 nucleotides. Lineage: Eukaryota; Ciliophora; Spirotrichea; Sporadotrichida; Oxytrichidae. The record is from the annotation of a GenBank genome assembly.
AUGAAUCGCACCAACAAAUAUUAAGAUAGCAACAGAGGAAAUCAGUCAGGUUUUCCUUUUGCUACUUAGCAACCUCAAAGUUAUAACAAACCUCUUGCAAAGGAUAUCACAUUCUAUUAGACAACUUACAGUGAACUGAGAAAACUCCUGACUCAAAAAAGAGCUCCAGUCUCACUUAAAGAUGCAUAGAGAGUUAAUGAGCAAUAGUUCAUUGAGUAUAUUCAAAAUAACCCAAAGGAAAUAAGUUAUGAUGAAUAUCGUAAAGAGUUUGUUUUUCAAAGCAAAUAUGGCAUUAAAAAUAAAGAGGAUCUAAAAAAUCUUCUCGUCAAUAAUCCUGAGGGAAUAAGAGAGGAUGAUGAUCUAAGAGAGUGUUACAGAGGUCUCGAAGAGGAUUUGGAAGAUUUGAAGAAUCUGGGCUGGGUUAGAGUUGUUAAAGUUUAAAGAGAUCAGAUUCUCUUCCCAAUCAAUAAAAAUGAGAGUCAUGUCGAAGUGAGACACAAUAUCAAUCCAAAGAUAAGCAAUAUGCUUUCUGACAUUUGGCAGAAUCUCGAGGGCAUUGAAGACUUUAAGUAUGAAAAUAUUUUGUUGGAAAACAAUUUGUUGAGCUAAUUUGAGAAAGAAUAGCUUACUUAUAGAUAGAGAUAAAGAUAAGCUUUAUUAGAGAAGGAUAGCGAGGAUUAAAAUGGUAUGGGAGGUCCAAGAAGAAUGCGAAGAGCUAAGAAGCAAAUGAAUGACCAUAUUGACAUAAACUUCCUUGAUGUCUUAUGA